This is a messenger RNA of Zerene cesonia (dogface butterfly), 2046 nucleotides long. It is a transcript of the gene Nsun5, whose product is annotated as 28S rRNA (cytosine-C(5))-methyltransferase. Gene Ontology annotation, cellular component: nucleolus. Lineage: Eukaryota; Metazoa; Arthropoda; Insecta; Lepidoptera; Pieridae. Gene Ontology annotation, biological process: rRNA base methylation. The transcript is spliced from 6 exons. Gene Ontology annotation, molecular function: methyltransferase activity. The coding region runs from base 92 to 2029 and encodes 645 amino acids. The record is from RefSeq and is a predicted model, not a curated record.
CUUUAAGAUUGAGGUUAUUUUUAUGACAUUGAAGUUUGUCUCGUGAUUAUCAUUGAGAAGGCGCGAUGCACAUCUUAUAAACUACUGAAAAAUGUUUGAACACUCUGUUAGAGUACCAAGAAAUUUUAAAAUAUCUGCAAAUAUUGUCAAGAAAGUAGCUACGGAAGGCGGCGGUGUUAAAAAUUUAUUAUACGAUAAUAAGCUCCGACAUUUCAGAACUAAUGUUAUAUAUGCUCUUAUAACGGAAACUAUUAAACAUGCUGCUCAUAUAGACAAGCUCUUCGAAGCUACAGGCAUUUUAGAAAAAGAACAGCGCUUAGAUCCAUGGCUAGCUCGAGUUUUAACUACAGAACUCUUAUUUGGCAAAAAGGAGUUGCCCGGUUUCAGCAAACCAGAGCAAGCUAUUCUGAGUUACAAAGAACAAUUUGAGAAAAUACCAGUGCAACAUGAUGAAGUAAAAUCUGAAGUUCGUAGACCCCGCUAUGUGAGGAUAAACACAAAUCUAUUGACUACAUCGGAUGCUAUCGGGGCUUUUCAAGAUGAAGGCUACAGGUUCAUCAGAUGUACUUCAGCAUCGUACAAUGAUUAUUUACAACAAAUACAAGGCUUAUCGGAAUAUGAUUUCACGCAAGACUAUCACAUAAAAACCAUGAUGGUUUUCCAUCCUGGCACCAAGUUCCAUAAUCAUGAAUUGUAUUUGGAAAAUAAGAUUAUACUACAGGAUAAGGCUACAGCUCUGCCGGUGCAACUGCUAGCUCCUCCACCAGGUAGUGUAGUGUUGGAUAUGUGUGCUGCACCAGGCAUGAAAACCACACAAGUUGCUGCUUUCAUGAGAAAUCAGGGAAAAGUGUAUGCCGUGGAGAGAAAUGAAAGCAGAUAUCAAACGCUAUGUGAUUUUGUUGAAAAAACCGAAUCUAAAUGUGUGACAACAAUGCACAGAGAUUCAUUGGAAAUCAAAAGGGGUGACUGUGAUGAUGUUGAAUAUAUAAUUCUAGAUCCAAGUUGUUCUGGUUCAGGUAUGCAGCUUUCAGUUCACAAUUAUGUGGAAGAUGUAAGACUCGCUCGUCUCACAUCGCUUCAAGAGAAAUUCCUAAAACACGCCAUGAACUCGUUUCCGAAAGCGAAAAAAAUCGUUUACAGCACAUGUUCCAUAUUCCCAGAGGAAAACGAGCGAGUUAUAUCCAAUGUAGUCAAAUCUUCUCGAGCUAAAUGGAAAGUGCUAAAUGUUAAAGAUCUACUCAAGGAACAGUGGAAUAAUUAUGGCUCGGGAAUGUACGGUGAAAUGGGUACACGGUGCUUGUACGCGAGACCAGAGUCCGACAUGACUACAGGAUUCUUUUUGGCAGUUUUGGAAAGAGAUUUAAAACAAGAGAAUGUCACGGGAAGUAAUGAAGUUGCAGAUGAUGAACUUGAUCGGAAAAAGGCGAAAAAGAAUAAAAAACACGUCAGUGAAGACACAUCACCGGAAGCUGAAACGAAUGAACAAAAUGGUGGUGGCAAGUCCGAAAAUCAUAAGAAGAAGAAGAAAUCAAAACACGGAAAAGAUAGAGUAGAUGAAGUAAUAGUGGAAGGAGGAGAAAUCACCACCCAUCAUGAAAGCAGUGAAGGUGUAAAACGUAGAAACAAAAGAGUUGAGACAGGUUCUGAAAAUGUUGUAGAUUGUGUUGAAGAUAUAAAUGCGGAAACAGAUAAUUUUAAACAAAAGAAGAAGAAAAAGAAAAAAGAUAAAGAUUUAAGUGAAGUUUCGGAAAAUCAGGAAACCAGUUUGAAUAACGAUGGAGUGAUUAGCACCGAGGUUAAUUUAGAAGAAACUGAGUUGCCUAAAAAGAAAAAGAAAAGAAGUAAAAAUAACGAAUUGAUAGAAAAUGAUGAUGUACCAGAAGGAACUGAAAAAGAUAUACAUGUAGAUGUUGAAACCGAAUCAUCGACAAAAAAGGGGAAAAAGUCGAAACAUUCUCCCGAACUGGUUCACGGCAAUGAUGAGGUGGAACCAGUUAAGAAAAAGAAGAAAAAGCGUACCAAGGAGUAAGGAGUUUUGUAUGUUUU